GUAUCUCUAAAGAAUUUUUGUGCAAAAAGUGGCUCCUAGCGGCCAAAUUCUAAGAAAAUUCUCAGAGGCAUGACGUUUUCUUAGAAUUUCCCCUAAAAGUGACACGAAAAUCCCAGUUAAUAUAAAAGCUAUUCCUCAAGAGUCCUAGCGCUUAAAAGGGCUCCUAAGGCGAGAUCUGCUAAGAGCAGGGAAGAGGACUUUUAGUGGCUUAGGAGUUACCCUAAGCAGCUGCACAAAAUGGCCAACAGAGGAGGCAGGAGAGAUGUCCUGCAAACACUGGAUGACAGGGAAUUAUUGAGACGCUACAGAUUGGAUCGUGCAGGAAUCAUGUUUGUGGUGGAUCUCCUUAGAGAUGCAAUUACUUCACCAACUCGACGCCACAACGCUAUUACACCGGAGAAGAAAGUAAUCACAACCCUGAGGUAUUUGGCAACAGGGAAAAUGCAACAAUGCAGCAGUGAUGACUUGGGUCUGUCCCAAUCCUCCGUCAGCAGAGUCAUCACCCAAACACUGACAGCUUUGUCACAACCUAAUAUUGUGACACAAUUUGUUUCAUUCCCGCUGGAUGCCCGCACUUUACACACACAUAAAAGGGCAUUUAUGGACAUUGCAGGAUUCCCUGGCGUUGUGGGUGUAAUUGAUGGAACACAUGUGAGAAUAAUUGCGCCAUCAGAGGACGAGGCUGUCUUUGUUAACAGGAAGAAUUUCCACAGCAUCAAUGUGCAAAUAGUGUUCAAUGCGGCCUGGAAGAUUUUGGACAUUGUGGCUAAAUGGCCAGGCUCCACACAUGAUGCGAGAAUGCUCUCCGAGAGUGGCAUCAGACAGCUUUUUGAGAGACGCUAUGUGCCAGCUAAUUGCCACUUGUUAGGGGACAGUGGCUACCCAUGCAAACCAUGGCUCCUUACACCUUACCUCCAGCCACGCCAAGGGCCCCAACUAAACUAUAACAGGGCCCACAAGACAACAAGAGCGGUGGUGGAGCGUGGCAUAGGCCAGCUUAAGAGGCGCUUUCAUGUUCUCCACGGAGAGGUGCGGCUGAGGCCUGAAAAAAGCAAGCUGUAG
This is a messenger RNA of Coregonus clupeaformis (lake whitefish), 1062 nucleotides long. RefSeq names its product putative nuclease HARBI1. The coding region runs from base 238 to 1062 and encodes 274 amino acids. The record is from RefSeq and is a predicted model, not a curated record. Lineage: Eukaryota; Metazoa; Chordata; Actinopteri; Salmoniformes; Salmonidae. The transcript has 3 exons.